Messenger RNA from Nilaparvata lugens (brown planthopper), 1890 nucleotides. RefSeq lists its product as uncharacterized. Bases 25 to 1890 code for a protein of 621 amino acids. The record is from RefSeq and is a predicted model, not a curated record. The transcript has 4 exons. Lineage: Eukaryota; Metazoa; Arthropoda; Insecta; Hemiptera; Delphacidae. Gene Ontology annotation, molecular function: catalytic activity.
GACAAUUUUUCACACACACCUCUAAUGGUGAGUCGGAGGGACAGAGGUGGGGUUGCCGUGUAUGUUCGCUCCUCUUUGUCACCCAAACAUGUGUUAUCUUCUCCUCAACCCUACUCCAACUCUCCGGAGUUUAUCUUCAUAGAGAUCACAGCUUGUGAAGACAAAAUUCUCGUAGGGAUUGUAUACCGGCCACCCAAAGCAGGUCGACUGUCACUCCUUGAGCACUCUCUGUUGCAGAUAAUGCAUAGCUAUCAACAUAUUGUCUUACUUGGUGAUUUCAACUCUAAUCUAUUGAGAGAUAGCUUCGAAAGGAGGCAACUCGUGACACUCUUUGAUUCUAUCAACUUCCACAUUGUAAAUAAUGUUGACCCGACUUACCACUUACCCAAUUCACAUACUUUACUAGAUCUAGCGGUGGUGAGUGAUAAAGAUUAUGUUUCUUCUUUUGAACAUUUCAAUGAUGAUAGAUGUCUUGAGGAUGCUAUCAACAUGCCAUGGCACACUAUAGGUUUCAUUGAUGACAUCAAUGAUAAGGUUGCAGUAUUCAAUAAUAUGAUUCACAGCAUUUUUGAUAGGCAUGCCCCUGUGCGUACUGCGCAUCCUAAGCGGAAACCAGUGCCCUGGAUGAAUGAAGAGAUACUGAUUGCCAGACGUGAGCGUGAUAAAGCCAGAAGAGUAUUUAAAAGGACCAGCAGCCAGAUAGACUUUGAGGUCUUUAAAACUUGGAGAAAUCGUGUGAAAUCUAUGAGUCGCAAUGCAAAACUUCGCUUCUAUCACAGGCAGUUUAAUCAAAAUAAUUCAACAUCUACUCUGUGGGAUAAUGUCAGAAGACUAGGAACGCAUAAAUCCAGAUCUAAUACUAGAAUCAAUAUACCUCUUAAUGAACUGAACGAUUUCUUCACUCUCAGUUCAAAUCAGCCAGAUGCAUCCAACGCACCACUGGCUUCAGACCAUCUUAUCAUGCAGUUCAAUCAUAACUUGCCGACAGGAAAAUUUCCUGAUCUCUGGAAAUGCUCCAUGGUGAAACCCAUUCCUAAAUCGACUAAUCCAAUCGCUCCUGCAGACUGCAGGCCCAUCCAUAUUCUGUGUUCCAUAUCUAAGGCACUGGAGAGAAUUGUGCAUGCUCAGUCUGGCUUCCGCCCAAAUCAUAGCACAUGUACUGCUCUCUUGCGCAUAACAGAUGACAUACGUGCAGCUAUGGAUAAAAGAUUACUCACGUUACUUAUUCAGUUCGACUUGAGCAAGGCAUUUGAUAAUGUUUCUCAUGCCUUGCUAAUUCAUAAGCUGAAGUAUCAUUGCCACUUCUCCGAUUCUGCAGUAGCAUGGUUCUCCUCAUAUUUGUCCAACAGAUUUCAGGCAGUAUUUGGUAGCUGUGGUGAUUCCUCUAAUUGGAGACCAGUUUUGAGAGGUGUUCCUCAGGGCUCUGUGUUGGGACCCCUUCUCUUCUCUGUUUUCAUCAAUAAUGUUUCCUCUGUUUUCUCAAACUGUUCUUAUCACCUAUUUGCUGAUGAUCUUAUGAUCUACGCUCACUGUUCAAAAGAAAGAAUUUCAGAAGCAGUUCAGUCCAUGAACCAGAAUAUUGAGUCACUCCUGCAGUGGACUGAUGCCCAUCAGCUGAUCCUCAAUGCACAAAAGACGAAAAGCAUCAUUCUUGGCUUCCCAACUCUUCUGAGCAGAUUUGAUCAGGAAAGACUCCCGGCUAUCACUGUUGCAGGAAAUGUUGUUCCCUACCUGAAGAGUGUGCGAACUCUUGGACUGUAUCUAGACCAGAGUCUUAGCUGUAAGGAGCAGACCACUCAUGUAUGUAACAGAGUGUUUGCAGGCAUGCACCAGCUCAAACGUCUGAAACAUUUCCUGCCUCAAAGCACACGUAUCCUAUUGGUCAGAUAA